Molecule: messenger RNA, 1561 nt
Organism: Hylaeus anthracinus
Lineage: Eukaryota; Metazoa; Arthropoda; Insecta; Hymenoptera; Colletidae
Product: lipase 3-like
Exons: 6
Coding region: 317-1543 (408 amino acids)
Biological process (GO): lipid metabolic process
Molecular function (GO): hydrolase activity, acting on ester bonds
Source: RefSeq, a predicted model, not a curated record
CUGGGACCACGGCACCAGCAGUGCAGAGCAGUGCGAUUGGGCGCGAUGAUCCGGUAUGCUUUAGAAGUGUGAGAAAGUUUGCUUGUGUCAAACUAACAUCUUGAAAAAAUUCAUCGUGCUAUCAUUUUAAUAUUUCUUUAUCUUUCGUCAUCCGUAGAAUAUCGCGUCCGAAGCGUAAACAAUUUUGAAUUCCGCGUUGAAUCAAUACUUAAAAAAAACUAAAUAAUAAUAAGAAGAAAAAGUAGCGAAUUGUUGGUGAAAGUAGACAGCACUUAUCCAUUACGGAAAUCAACUUCAUUCGUUAGUUGUUCGUAUAAUGAGUGGAGUAUCUAAUCAGGAUGAGACUCAUAUGACAACACCAGAACUAAUUGAUACUCAUGGUUAUAAGUCAGAAACGCAUCAAAUUUGGACAGAAGAUGGAUAUUGUUUGGAUGUACAUCGUGUUCUCCCUCCAAAAACAGAUGAAAAUGAGUACUGCAAGAAUAAUGUAAAUAUUGUACACAAUAGAAAAAUAACAGAGUACACAAAUUAUGAAUUCACACAAAAUACAAAGGCUCGAGUACCAGUUCUUAUUCAACAUGGAGUGCUAUCAAGUUCAGCCGAUUGGGUACUAUUGGGUCCAAAGAAGGCUCUAGCAUAUGUCUUGUGCGAUAAUAAUUAUGAUGUCUGGUUGGGAAAUACAAGAGGUAAUGCAUAUGGCAAAAAACACAGACAAUAUACAACCACAGAUAAAGAGUUUUGGAACUUCAGCUGGCAUGAAGUUGGUUAUUAUGAUUUACCAGCAACAAUAGAUUACAUUCUAGAACAAACUGGAUAUACUAAGCUCUACUAUGUAGGUUACAGUCAAGGUACGACUGCAUUCUAUGUAAUGGCCAGUGAAAGGUCUGAAUAUAAUUCGAAAAUUAAGGGAAUGGUUAGUCUGGCACCAAUAGCAUUCCUUUCAAACCAAAGGAGUCCUUUGUUCAAAUACAUUGUACAUUUUCAUGGGUUAAUGGAGUGGGGAUCCUCUUAUUGCAAUGUACAUCAGUGGUUCCCCCGCAAUAAGUUACAGGCACAAGCCUUGGGUACACUAAUUCGAAAUGCUCCAAGCAGUCUCACUAAAGGUUUCUGUGCAUAUUGGUUCUACUUAAUUGCUGGAUUUGGGAGUGACCAGUUAGAUGAGUCGAUGCUCCCAUUAAUUUUUGGACAUUUUCCAGCUGGUGUUUCUGCCAAGCAGCUUGUUCAUUACAGUCAAAGCAUAUUGUCAGGAUCGUUUCGUAAAUUUGAUUAUGGAGCGUCUGAAAACCUAAAAAUAUACGGAUCAACGCAACCACCAAAAUAUGAUCUAGAAAAUGUGAAAAUACCAAUUAUGAUAUUUUAUAGCGAAAAUGAUUUUCUAACCGAUCCUGCAGAUGUAAGGAAACUUGUCGAUAGACUGCCGAAUGUGAUAGAGACGCGAACAAUAGAAUAUGCAAAAUUUAAUCACAUUGAUUAUUUGUGGGGUCGAGAUGCCAAAACGCUUGUAUAUAAUGCCGUUUUAACGGCAUUAAAACGAUUUAAAUAAAAAGAUGCUUUUACAGAG